Messenger RNA from Seriola aureovittata, 12845 nucleotides. RefSeq names its product MAM domain-containing glycosylphosphatidylinositol anchor protein 2-like. The coding region runs from base 2390 to 5284 and encodes 964 amino acids. The record is from RefSeq and is a predicted model, not a curated record. Gene Ontology annotation, biological process: cell-cell adhesion. NCBI's taxonomy places the organism in Eukaryota, Metazoa, Chordata, Actinopteri, Carangiformes, Carangidae. The transcript is spliced from 18 exons. Gene Ontology annotation, cellular component: membrane; cell-cell junction. Gene Ontology annotation, molecular function: cell adhesion molecule binding.
UUCUAUUUUAAACAGUGAGCAUGUACAAUCAAAAUUAUAGCCUGGUCACAAAGUGGCCAUAACCUCCAAUGACUGCAUGAUAAUGAAUUCAUUUAAUUGGGUCCUGUAGAGGGCGCCAAACCACCCACUGGUGCACUAUCAGUCACUCACCCAGCUGCCUAUGAAGAGACGGCCCUGUAUGGACCGUCUCUGUGCUACAGAUGGUCUUUCUUUUCCGUCACGAGUCAAAUAAAGUUACAUUUUUUUCAUUUGCUUUAAGAGAAACAUUUACUCAACACCCAAUAAAUUACUUGUCAAGACAAUGUUACAGUUUUUGAAUUGGAUGGUCUGAUUCUGGACUCUGCCAAGCUGUUUCAGCUUGAAUGACAAAAUCCCAGAAACAAUCCGGCCAGCUAUCUGUAGUGUUGUGUAGUGUCACUUCUAAAUGUUUUUUUUUUUUUUUUUUUAACGUAUGACACCAUAACUGAAUUAAAAGGGCCUAUAAAUAUGAUUAUAAAUUGCAAUGAAUCACAGUGAAACAUAAUUGAGUGUUGAUUCAUUGCCAAAUGUAUUUACUGUUUGUUUGAUCAUGGAUCAAACUGUGGCUCCUGACAUUCAUCCCCAUUUGUCCCAAAAGCAUUUGCUUCUCCACUGGGGAAUAUGUCACACUAAUUAAGACAGUUUAUUGAAAUUGUGUUGCUAGGAAACCUUUACUUUUUUAGAUCCUGCCAGCUAUUGAUAUUUCUGCCAAACACUUCAACAGGAAAUACAAUAAAGUGGAUCCAUUUGCAAUAUAAUGCUUAUGUUGCUUUGAAAUGGUCUGCAAGAACGUGAGUCAGUACUGCACUUGGAGGACAAUGGUGAGAGUGAACCCCUUGGUCAGAGUAGUCCUUGCUGCAUGUUCUCCAGCUGGAAUAUAUCUAGUCACUAAAUAUGACAGAACUGAAUAUAAUGAAAUUGGUUUUCUCAUUUUGCAGGAGCCCCCUGGAACUGCCAGCAGGACCCCUGAGGCCCUACUAGGACCCCAUUUGGGAACCACUUAGCUGUACUUCUUCAAAACUUUAAAAGUUGUGUAUUGCCAAAAAAAUUGCUAGAAAAUGUGUAGGCCUGUGCCAGCAGCGGUGUGUGCUCGGAAUAACACUGACAUCUCACUGUUUCAAGCCAAAGAAAUCUGAUGUAGCAGAUGAAUGCUACAUGACAGAGCGCAUCUCAUCCUCCCUGUCUGAUAAAGGAGGCAUGGUGAAACAUGAGCAGACAGGAGUAUAGACUGUGUUUGGUGUUGAUUGCAAAGGUCUGCCAAAGCUAGACCUCCUGAAUUCCAAUGGUCCCAUCUCUCUCUCCCUCUCUCUCCCUCUCUCUCUCUCUCUCCCUCUCUCUCCCUCGCAGCAUCCAGCAGCUGCGCCUCUCAUGCCUUUCCUGACGCCGAGCGAAGCCUCCCAUACAGAUGAGCGCUGGAAGCCACGCACCUCUUGACGUAGCCACAGACCGUUUGCGGUGCCACUCGGUCUCCGUAGCACGUAUUGCGCAACGUGACUGAAGCUCAACUGGCUCCACGGCGGGCACAUCCGGCUCCCACCGUCGCGUGAAUUCAUUACAAAGUGGUCUCAUAACGCCGAGACAACAUCGGGCAUCGCCGAGGAGCUGUGGAAGAACCGUCAGCCGCUCCGCUCCUCACCGGACUGGACACCUCCCCUUGUCAUUGCCACCGGGAGAGAUGAGUUGAGCGCGCGGCGUCGGGGUGCAGUCGUGAUGUGACUGUGAGCGCACGAGCCUUCACUGUACUAUCGCCAUCAGCAGCUUGACGACUUCAUCGCCCAGAAGAUGGAAACAGUGAGAAUUUUGAUUGUUGCUGUUUGACUACAGCAGAUGUGAUGGCUUCGUUUGACAGCAUGCAGUCAAUGCAGCAGCAGCAUCCGCGGAGCGAGCCGUGGCCACAGCUGGAAUAGAGGAGCUAUGUCCGUGUGUACCGAGCCUCCGUCCGCCCGUAGUCGACAGCAUCUGUGCGCCCCCUCGGUUUGCCGCCUCGGGGGUCUUCGCUAAAGUCCAGUGACACACGGUUUCUGAGAAGCGCGCCUACCUGGAGUCGAGGGGAGGUUGCUGUUUCUGUUAUAAGGCCGGGCUCUCUGCAGCCCACUCCCCGCGCCUCCCUACCUCCCCGCAUCCUCCGCGGCGUCUCUGUGCCGCGAGCGCUGCGCUUUUUUGACUUGGUGGCAGUGGACAUCAAAACCAUCCCUACCUGAGUCCGUUUGCCUCCUGCGCCCAUAAAUACCUUUACAGUAACCUAUAUACUGAGACUAAAUUAAUCGACGUGUGGAUCGGAGCAGUGCUGUGUCUAUGCACCUCAGUUACACCUCCCGGGAGAGGACUUCUUGCAGUUGAGAGCUGGAUAUGCAGAGAUUAACGUGAAAGGAUGGAUCUAAUUAUCUGUGUUUUGGGGCUGCUGGCGCUGAUCGUGGAGGGCAUCCGUUGUCAAGGAGUGUACGCGUCUCCGACUGUCCGCAUUAUACACUCAGGGCAUGCCUGUAAUGUUGAGGAGGAGAGGCACACGGAGAGAGUCUACACCAUCAGAGAGGGAGAGACCCUGGAGCUUACCUGUCUGGUGACGGGCCAUCCUCGGCCACAGAUCCGAUGGACCAAGACAGCCGGCAGUGUGUCAGACCGCUUCCAGGACUCCAGUGUGUUCAAUGAAACGUUGCACAUUGCAAAGAUCCUGAGGACCCAGGGAGGUCGCUACUACUGCAAGGCUGAGAACGGCCUUGGUUCGCCUGCCAUCAAGUCCAUCAGGGUGGACGUCUACUACCUCGAUGACCCGGUGGUGACGGUGCACCAGAGCAUAGGGGAAGCUAAGGAACAGUUCUACUAUGAGAGGACUGUGUUCCUGCGCUGCGUGGCCAAUUCCAACCCGCCCGUCCGCUACAGCUGGCACCGCGGGAGAGAGGUCCUGACACAGGGCUCGGACAAAGGCGUGGAGAUCUACGAGCCGUUUUUCACACAGGGGGAAACAAAGAUUUUGAAGCUGAAGAACCUGCGUCCUCAAGACUACGCGAACUACAGCUGCAUCGCCUCUGUCAGAAAUGUGUGUGGGAUCCCUGACCGCAGUGUUAUCUUCAGACUCACUAAUAAGACAGCCUCCCCAUCCAUCAAGCUGCUGGUGGAGGAUCCAAUCGUGGUGAAUCCUGGCCAGACGGUGUCGUUGGUGUGCAUCACCACAGGGGGGGAGCCUCCUCCCAUACUCACCUGGGUCAGCAGCAAUGACAGCCUGCCACAGAGGAGCGUGGUGAAGGGGGGCACGCUCACGCUGCCGGCCAUCACCUCAGACGAGGCGGGGGCGUACAGUUGCGUGGCCAGCAACAAUGUGGGAAACCCGGCCAAGAAGUCCACCACCAUUGUGGUGCGAGCUUUGAAAAAGGGCCGAUUCUGGAUCACUCCUGACCCCUACCACAAUGACGACAACAUCCAGAUUGGACGUGAAGUCAAGAUAUCUUGUCAGGUGGAGGCGACCCCACCAGAGGAGCUGACGUUUAGCUGGCUGAAGAACGGGCGUGCCCUGCGGAGCUCGGAGCGUAUGGUCAUCACCCAGACGGACCCUGACAUCUCCCCGGGGACCACCAACCUGGACAUCAUAGACCUCAAGUUCACCGACUUCGGCACAUACACCUGCGUGGCGGCGCUGAAGGGUGGAGGCAUCCCUGAGAUCAGCAUUGACGUCAACAUCUCAUCCACAACUGUCCCUCCUCUGUUUUUCUCUUUCUUAGUUCCCCCCAACCUGACAGUCCCCCGGGGCAAGUCCCCCCUGGUGGCCCGCGAGGGUGACACAGUGGAGCUGGAGUGCCUUGUUUCAGGGAAGCCCAAACCCAUCAUCCUGUGGUCGCGAGCGGAUAAGGAGGCGCCAAUGCCGGAUGGCAACAUGCAGAUGGAGAGCUAUGACGGUGUGCUGCGUAUUGUUAAUGUGUCCAGGGAGAUGACGGGCUCGUACCGCUGCCAGACCAGUCAGUAUAAUGGGUUCAACGUAAAACCCCGGGAGGCUGUGGUGGAGCUGAUCGUACAAUACCCUCCGACAGUAGAGCCAGUUUACAUGGAGAUGCGUCAGGGCCUGGGGAGGCCUGUGGUGAUGACCUGCAGGGUGCUGCGAGCCCACCCCUCCCGUGUGCUGCGAUUUGAGUGGCUUCUAUCAAACCGACUGCUCCACGCCGGAGCCUUCGACGCCCAAAGAGACGAGACAGAGUACACGAUCCGCAGCCUGAAUCGAGACGGCUGGGGGGAGUACACCUGUAAUGUCAUCAAUGAAGCCGGAGCAGGCAAAUGCACCUUUCAGGUUACAGGAAAGGCGUACGCCCCGGAGUUCUACUAUGAUACCUACAGCCCUCUGUGGCAGAACAGACCCAGAGUCUACGGCUUCAAACUCCAGUGGACCCAGAUGAACCCCAAUGCUGUGGACCGCAUUGUCGCCUACAGACUGGGCAUCAGACAGAUGGGGUUGCAGCGCUGGUGGGAACAAGAGAUCCCUGUGGAUGGAACAAUCAACAAAGGAGAGCUCAUGACGCACAACCUGACUGAGCUGAUAAAGCCUGAAUCUUACGAAGUGCGCCUCACCCCCAUCACGCGUUUCGGAGAGGGCGACUCCACCAUCCGUAUCGUCACCUACAGUGCUCCCAUCAACCCUCAUCUGAGAGAGUUCCACUGCAGCUUUGAGGAGGAGCCCAUCUGCAUGUUCACCCAGGACAAGAAUGAUGAUUUUGAUUGGACGCGGCACAGUGCUGCCACCCGCGACACCAAGUAUACACCCAACACGGGGCCUAGUGGUGAUCGCAGUGGUUCCAAGCAGGGUUUCUACAUGUACAUCGAGACAUCCAGGCCGCGGAAGGAAGGGGACCAGGCGCGGCUUGUAAGUCCGUUUUUCAACGUAGCACCUAAAAACCCUUACGGUAUCACCAACCCACCUGCCUACUGCUUCAGCUUCUUCUACCACAUGUAUGGAAAACACAUAGGAACUCUGAAUGCCUUCCUGAAGCAGAAGGGCCAAACGACCUCCGAGGGUCCUGUGUGGUCGCUAAGUGGUAACCAAGGUGACCGCUGGAAGCAGGUCAAAGUAAGCAUCCAUCCGACAGCGUCCUUCCAGGUGGUACUGGAAGGUGUCCGGGGACCAGGCAUUGAGGGAGACAUCGCCAUCGAUGAUGUCACGCUGGAGGAAGGGGAAUGUCGAGACCCGCCGCCCAAUCUCAGCUCCACGGCUCCGUCCACAUCCUCGCAUAUAUGGCUGCUAUGCAUCACCAUGGUGAUGACCAUCCUAGAAGGUCAGAGGUGACCCUUCUCUCCGUCAUCUCAGAGGCGAAUAUUCAGACCCACCGUCUGUGAGCUAUACCCUCGGCAUCCAAUCACCAAAGAUUCAUGCAUCCUGAAAGCAGCAGGGGUCCCCUGAUGGACCACAGAGGGACCGAAAUCAAUAAAAGAGAGAAAAAAUAGUGAUUAAAAAAAAGUUACACAAAAAGUAAUAAAGAAGAUGCGCUAAUUUUUUAAAGAGACCUCUUUUACAGAAAACACUCCUCGGUGCAGGACUCUGGACGUCUUUACGAGCACAAAGACAGGUGGGCGAUGAGUAAGCCUGGACUUUGGCGAAAGAGUUCACAAGCGUCGAGGGAGGACAGUUUGUAAAGCACAAGAACAAUUUUAUGAAGUUAUGAAAAUAUCUUUGGAAGGCGGCGGAAUAGAGACACUGCUGACUUUUUGAAGAGGAAAUAACAUUUCCCUGCUUACAAAUACAUGGAAUCAGACCUUUCUCUGUGUAUCUUUAUCUUCAUUUCUUGCACCAGAUGCCAAUCACUGACUCUUGUUUUUCACUCUAGCCCAGUCUCACGUCACACCUUGGCAUUUCCUUAUCUGCUUGGUGCUGUACUGUAGAAAAACAAGGACUCUGGCAACAUUCAGUUCUGUCUGCUUACUCCCCUGUAGCUGCCUAUGUAUCUUUUAACACUGUGCUCACGAGUCCAAGUGGCCAACCGACGGUAUGGUGGCAGAACAAUAAAUUCAGAAGAAUCAGCGGAGGUGUAGACAGCUGGACUGGGCAGAAAGAAGUUCAAGCUUAUGAGCUGAAAUGAGAGGAAGAGGUGGAAAGAGGGCAGAGAGGAGGGAUGAACGGAAGGAAGAGUGGAGGGAGGGGAGGAACAGGCAGAGAGUAGAGAAAGGUCCGAUUAGUGAGGCCUGACUCCAAUAUUCAGUCAGCGGUCCGUAUGUGGAACAGAAGCCACUUUACUUUCUGCCAUGAAACAAAGUGCCUUCAGAUUACAAACCGAAUCGUGAGCCUGGGUGUUAAUCAACAUCGAACACGUCUCUGUUCAUGUUUCCUCUGAUGGGCUAUUUUCUACAUGUUUCUUUUGCCCCACAAGUGCUGAUGGGAGGGCAUGCUUAUAAAGAGGGAGUAUGGGGGUCGUGCAACACCCGGAUUUUACUCCUGAUGGGACAGUCGCCUGUGUGUGUGUGUGUGUGUGUGUGUGUGUGUGUGUGUGUGUGUGUGUGUGUGUGUGUGUGUGUGUGUGUGUGUAUGUGUGUAUGUGUGUUUGUAUGCGUGCCAGUUUGUGUGCGUGCCAGUUAGUGUGUGUGUGUGUGUGUGUGUGUGUGUGUGUGUGUGCAUGCGCCUAAGCCUAUGCCUACGCGUAGUUCAAUGUGAGGGCAGCCAAACAGGCAGCGCUGGCAGACACCGAGCACAGGUUUGCAAACAAUUUGGAUAAAAACAGCAGCAACGGUGAAAGUGAGGCUCUGGAUCUGUUUUUUGCAGAAAGACAGUUUAAGAUCAUACGGGAGGAUAAAGACACUUCGUCGAAUGAAUACCCCACUCUCUCUUCCCAUAAUUCUCUUUCCCUGCGGACGUGCGUUUUUUUAACAAAAGAAAAGAACAACUGCUGAAUAAAACAUUGCAUUGUACAGGGAGGAGAGUAGGAACCUUGGGACUGCAGGCUCUUCAUUAGGGUGAUUGGCCUCACCCCUGUCCUCCACCAUUUAUAUGGAACAAUAUGAGAAUAAAAGAUAAUAAUGACCAUAAUAAUAGUCAUGAUAUUUUAUUACUCUAGCGAGAAUGUUUCUCUGCUUUUACACAAACUGUGAAGAUUGACUGUGGAAGAUCUACCUGAGACCAUAACCUUAACCAGCGGGGUUUUUAAAAAAUGUAUUGUAAAAAAGAGAAAAUAAGAAAAUGAAAAAUUCCGUUCAUUGUUGGUUAUGACAAAUGUUUUGAGGACUUGUGUCUUGUUUCUUAUUUUUUCUGUUGAAGAUGACUUAACUUCCUUUCUCUUCUUGUUGUCUCCCUUUGCAUUGCUGAAGUAUCAAAGCUGAUGGAAACAUAAGAAGUAAACCAAUUUGGUAACUGUAUAACUUGUAAAUGUUAAAGAAGCUCUAUUCAAAGGUUUAUGAUAAAUGUUUUAUGUUGGAGUACAGGAAGCACAACAUACAGUUCAAGGUCUCAACAUAUAAAAUCCAUUUUAUAUUUCUCUACACAUACGUGACCUACUUCCACAAAUUCAGGCUUAUUGACGCUCUGAAACAAGUCCACGUUUAACAGCAAAUUGAUCUUUUUUUUUACUUCUUACAUUCAUAUUUAUAGUGCAACCACUAUGCUAGAGAACGCAAAGGAUCCCAGUCAGGAGUAUAAAUGAAAUCUUCAUGAAUGCAUACUGGGUAAAGGUUCAUGGUGUUGUGGUUGUUCAGCAAAUGUAGCCUCUUCAGUGGAAGCCUGGGUUAGUCUGAGUGGGUCAUGUACAUGUGUGAGCAUAAAGCUGUGUACAAUAGGUGUGAUGAGAAACUGAUACAUGUAAAGAAGAUAAAUAUGCUAAACAAAACAGAGCAGAAUGAUGAACAUUUCAGGGCAUCCUUACAAUAUCAUUAUGAUCUGUAUGAUGUUAUUAUAGAGACGUAAUCACAGGUAUUAUAUGCUAUCCAUUUCUGUUUUGUUUUUCUGUUUGUUUUAUUUUUGUUUGGAUUUUUUUUUUUUUUUUUUUUUUUUUUUUUAGAUAAUUUCAGACAUUUUCAUUUCUGUGUUUUUAUUUUCAUAAGGCCCAGAUCACAAUGAAUGUAAAUGGAGUUCUGGGGAGAGUUGUUUUCUUACAGUCUUUCUAGAUGUAAUGUUUUAAGAAAACAUGUUUUUGUGUGCUUUUGAUGAUGAGAACUUUCAGACUUUCAUAGGUUGUUUUGGACAUAUGUCAAGAACAGGAAGUUCAUCUGAUUUUGACACAGACUUUGACACAUUUUCCAAAAAUAUAAAACUCAGAUUAAAUAUCCAUUAGCUAGUUGCUAUAUCCUCCUGUGGUAUAGUAGGUAAUGAAAAGUGCCAAAGUGCCCCGUGUAGUCGUCACUGUUACUAAGUAUGGAUAUGAGUUACUUAAGAUAUUUUGGUAACUGUUCCUUUUACAGCCACCCUGAGCACCUCGUCAAUUCAUGAUGAGAACAGAAAAUCAGCAUAUAGCCUAAUAGUAGCGCCACAAAUAAUUUGGAAUUACAGCUGGAUUUACAUAAAGAACACCUUUGGUUUUAUUUCGGUAUUUGUUGUCAGUGGUUUAAAGGAAUAGUGUUACAUUUUGGGAAAUGAGCUAAUUCACUCUCUUGCCAAGUGCCAAGAGAUCGGUAACACUCGUAUGUGUGUCCACUAAACAUGAAGCUACACCCAGAAGACUGUUAAUUUAGCACAAAGACAGGAAGAGAGAAACUGCUAGCUUGGAUCUGUCUGAACAAAAUCCACUUACCAGCAAUUCUAAAGCUCACCAGUUACCUUGUAUCUCUUUUAUGUAAUCAGUACAUUUUAAGCAGGUUGCCAGGAAACUAGCAGAGAUGUAACAGGAAGUCACUGUUCCCGCCAGAGAAAUAGUCUAGCAUGUAACCCCUGUUUUUAUGAAUUAAAAAAGAUGUAAAUUGCUAAUUUGUGAGCUUUAGAGGUGCUGGCAGGUUGACUUUGUUAUCUUCAGACAGGACCUGGCUAACUGUUUCCCCCUGUUUCCAGUCUCGUUGCUAAGCUAGGCUAACUGUCUGCUGGUAACUUCAUAUUAAAUGUACAACUAUAUAAAUGAUAUUGAUCUUCGUAACUAACUCCAGAGAAGAACUGUGAAUAACUGUAUUUCUCUAAAUGACAAACUAUCCCUAUUGGUAUUGAGCGAGAACCAGGAGGUGGUUAUCAGCUAGCUUGGCUAUCUCCAAAGUUCAAAGCUCAUUCAUUAAAAAGUUUCACAAAAUGUCAGACGUUUGCUUUAGAAUAACAGCCUAAGUUUAAAAGUAUGCAAAAUGUUCUCUGUGUAUUCCCUAUCAGUCGCCACACUGUAAAAUUUGGUUUGUGUAUGUUGGAAUUAUAUCAGCACUAGCCUUUCAGAGACUAUGACAGACCUCAUUUUUAUCCUAGUUUUAUGGUGUAUUAAAUAUUGGCUGCAUUCAUGUUAAAGUUUUUUUUGGGCAGUUUCUGCCAUUAUUCGGAUAGGGACAUUGAGAGAGUGAAAGGAAAGUUGGGGAGAGAGAGGGGAUGACAUGCACCGAAGGCAGUAAGGACUGAGCCUAAGUGGUACACGCUCUACCAGUUGAGCCACUGGGGCGCCCCAAUAUUGGCUACAUUCAUACAAUUUUCAUCCGUGUGAAGGAAAUAUUGUCUAAUUUUCGUAGAACCCCAACUGAAAUUAGACAGCAAAAUGAAUCAUUGUUCGUUUUCGUGGUAUUACAGCUCUCGCCAUAUCCUUGAUUUCCAUUUUUGUGCAAUUCACAUACCGUAUGUCAGCCUCUGCCCUUUGUGUGUACGAGGGAUGUGAGCCUGGUGAGUGGCUUACACUCUCAGCUCUGCUCCAUUUAUUGAUAAAAGUCCUCUAAGCUGCUUCAAAGUACAAUUGGAGGGGAUUAACAGGUUUUGAAUAUGUAAACAGUGUUAUGUGACAGUUUGCUUUCUUACAGUGUUUACUGACUGUGUUUUAAUGAUGAAAGGCUUCUGUAGUUGAGGAAGGUGGAAGUGUUUAUAAAGUAACACGGGGGAAUGAGUGCAUUUCUAGUUUGUGAUUAGUUUAGGUGCUGGAGCUGAAUGUGUCCACAUUUGCCAAGUGUUUUUUUUUUUUUUUUUUUACAUCACUGUAUCUGGACCCAAGACAUUUUUGGUGUGUUGUUUUUCCCACUAGCACAUACAGUAUGAGAUGUUUCUCACAGCAGCCACUUAGGUUUUACACUCAUUUGAGACUUCAUAGUUGGAGUGAUGGUGCCAUCAUUUUUUUUAAUAGAUGGUUAAGAAAAUAAAAUGAUAGUUACUUUUUUUCUCUUUUCUACUCAGUAGACCUUUCACAAUAACAUGGAAUGUAGAGGUCUGUUUGUUGAUUUUGAUAUUUACAGUAGGUCCUGCAAUAUAAUACAACUAUCUAGUAACACGACACUACUCAAAUGGAGGCUAGCAUUAGUGCAGGCAGAGCACUGAACUAAUUGGCAUCAGCUGUUUCAUUCAUGCCUCACAUCAAUGGCUUAAUAAGCUAACUAAUAACAUCCAAUUACAUUUAUGCAGGUGACAUUAUAACCUGAUUCUUCUCACUAUUAUCCUUCUGAUACAUUUAUGCCAGUGUUGUUUACGCCUCAAUCACCUCAACCUCCUAUUUAAAGAGCAGAGCCUUUUCACCAACUCUAACUCCAAACCCUUUUCUAUAAAUUCCUUUAUUCCAUAAAGUGAAUGUACAUGAGGUGGACAAAAUGUUAUGGUACAUUUCAAUAUGACACAAUCAGAUAAAACCACUACAGCCUGAAAAUGCCCCGUAGAAUUCAGUCAACACAAACCUGAGGUAGUAAAGCUUAUAGUCUCUACAAAUACAGAACAUUAAAAAUAAGUUGUUUGGGUCAGUUGUAUUGCAUCGUUAUACAUUGUAUUGGUCACAGUAUACAAUAGAAAUUGCCUAUUUCCAUUGUAACGCUGCUGAGAACAAACGACACAAGUCGAUCUUCAUUACACGGGAGAGGCUUUAAACCAUUUGUUAGAUGGGAGGAGGGAAGCCGUGUUCAGUGCAAGGUAUAGAGACAGAAAUCGUGUUUUCCUUUUUGAAUGCAGUUUCACCUGCUUACUGAAAACAUUUGACUUGCUACUUUUGUAUAACGUAAAAGGUACAUAUUAACAAAAGAAAAAUAAGCUAUUGUUGGAUAUGGUGAGGCCCUGGAAUACCAAGGAAGCAAACAGGCACCUGCUCUUAAUACUGUUUCAUAUUAGAUUCUGGUAAAAAAAAAAAAAAAAAAAUCUGCUAUUUCUUCUGUGCAUUGAUGAAUACAUGAAUGAAUUUUGCAGUUGUGCAUGAAUGUACUCAGUGCUUACAUUAACACCAUUAAAAUGGAGGCACUGUAGCAUUAAGGGAUGGGGUCUGUCAGAGUUUGUGCAGGCUGUGGACUGAAUUUAAUUGCUGUAACCUGCAGUAUGUCGAAACAAUUUCCCAGGUUCUUUGGUAAAUUUGAUUAAAACUAUCCAUGUGAGUAGAACCAUGCCCAGUUGGUAUGUGAGAAAAUGUAAUUUAAAACAAACUAUUGCCUUAAUUCCUAAAAAGUGCAUACCUUGUAAUAUUAUAAACUUAAAGUGGAAAAGACCUUGUGAAGAAGUCCUGUGCAGUCGUGCUGAUGAACUCAUACAGUUUCCAGCUGUAAUGUAGUUACCUGGAUGGUGUUUUUAAAGAGAUUCAGCUGUAAUUGUCACAUUUUUAGUUACAGCUGUAAUUACCUGCUUGUUUAUUAUUCGUACCUUGUAUUCAACUGAGGGUCUCUAAAAGGAACAGUCCCAACAUUUCUUUCUGAGUGGAAAUGUUCUCAUUUUCUGUUCAAUCUAAGAAGGGCUUUGUCACAUUGUGCCAUUCAUCAUCCUAUUUUAGCCCCCUCCCCACCCCACCCCUAAAAAAGAACAAAAAGAAAAAAAAAACACACUCAGUUCCACUAGUGUAAUAUUAAUGCAGCUGGUAGCCCCAAUUAUCACUAUACACACCCAGCUUUCUUUGGUUGAUUCAGCAAAGACAACGAGUGCCAAAAGGGGGGGAUAAGCACUGUGGUUGGGAGAGACCCGGCAGAACUGACAGUCACAUUGAAUUCGGCAGUCAAACAGUUCAUAUGACGGAUUCAAACAGGAACAAAAUGCCUGUCAUAUUAAACCUCAAACUUUACCCACAGUCUUCAGUUUUUUUUCAAGAGUGAAAAUGCCAUUUUAAUGUGGUGCACUUCUUUCACUUCCACACAGUUGCUAGGCAGUAGUGAGCGACUUGUCGACAGGAGCCUGAGUGCAGUCCCACUAAAUAACUGGAAAAGGUAGACACAUUUCAGAGAUCUCAUUUUACUCUGUCAGGGAAGAAGCAGUAUGUCGCUAUUUGAUGGCAGGGCUGCUCAGUGUGACAACUUUACCAGUGGGAAAACUGCCACCUCUUGGUACCGACUCUUUCUGCUGUUGGAGUAACUCUCGCUACUUCUCGACGGCUUUCCUCCUCUGUCUGUCCUCUCUUUCUCUUUCACCUUGCUUUGAUCAGGAAUCACUGACUAGGCAGGAGCAACAUUUUCCAUGUCCUGUUAUUUACCAUCAGUGCAGCCAACUGUGUGCAGGAUGACAAAAUGAAGACGUUUGCCGCAGUUGAGGAAUGUCCCCCCUCCCCUCCUCGCUCUUGAAAAGACCCUUGGAAAUAAUGAGAUUUGAUGCUGUAAUAUCAAGGUUGUUGAGAAAGCUGUGUUUCAGUGAUGUUAUUUAUCUUGUUCUGUGCUGACACCCUGUAAUGAUGACCUGUCACUCUUCUCUGUUUUGUGCUCUAUAUUUAUAUAUGAUCAGGCUUCUUUUUCACUGUAUUUCUUUGGAUUUGUCACCCAUUUUUUGUGCCAUACCUGCAACUAAUGAAAAAAUAAAGAAAAGGAAUAUUUUA